AUGUUGCCCGUGGCUCUGUGCAGCUUCUCGCUGCUGCUACCCCUGACACCGCCACCGCAACGCGGCGUGCGGAGCGCGGCGCCUCGUCUGCUGGCCGGCGGCAGCGGCGAAAAUAGCGACGACGGCAGUGGCGGCGGCAGCGGCGGCGAGGGUGGCGAGAGCGGCGGAGACGGUUGGGACAUGUCGCUGCUGCAGCAGAGGAUGCAGCAGCAGCAGAUGGAGGAGAUGAUGACCGCCGCCUCCAACUGGCGCACCGGCACGUGCGAGCAGAAGACGCUGCUGGUGCUCGACGACUGGGUGCGCCGGCUGCAGUGCGAGAAUGGGCUGGUCGCUUGCGGUACCCACAGCGGCACGGUGAUCCUCGCGGACGUCGCCUCUGGCGAGGUGCUCCGGCAGUGGGACCCGCUCCUAAACGAGGAGGAGGAGGAGGAGGAGGAGGAGGAGGCGGCGGCGGCGGCGGCAGAGGCGGCGGCAGACGUGGAGGAGGAGGAGGAGGAGGAGGAGGAGGAGGAGGAGGAGGAGGAGGAGCUGGGGGUGGUGUACGAGGAGGAGGCGGAGGCGGACGACGGCGACGGCACCAGCGAGGUGACCGCGCUCGCAUUCGACGGCGACCACGUGGCGUCUGGACACGCGCUCGUCACCUCGUGCGCCGGUGGCGGCGUCGCGCUCUGGCGCCUCGACGAGGAGGAGGUGGUGGGCUCCGAGCGGCGGCUGACCCGCUUCGACGGCCACACGGCGCCCGUGGUCUGCGUCGACGGCGGCUUGCAGAGGGGCGACGCGGAGAAGGUCGUCUCGGGAGCUCGAGACGGGACCGUGCGCGUGUGGGACAUCUCCCUCGGCCGGCUGCGCUUCAUGCUGCAGGGCUUCACGCCGUACAUCGGGUCCGUCCAGCUGUCGUCCUCGUGGCUGAUGGCGGACGGCACCAACAACGCGGUCGUCAUGAUGGACUUUAGCAACGGCGAGCCGGCGGAGGAGGAGGACGACGACGACGAGGACGGCGACGAGGAGGAGGAGGAGGAGUGA
Messenger RNA from Emiliania huxleyi CCMP1516, 1023 nucleotides. RefSeq lists its product as hypothetical. Gene Ontology annotation, molecular function: protein binding. NCBI's taxonomy places the organism in Eukaryota, Haptophyta, Isochrysidales, Noelaerhabdaceae. The record is from RefSeq and is a predicted model, not a curated record. Bases 1 to 1023 code for a protein of 340 amino acids. The transcript has 4 exons.